Messenger RNA from Echinostoma caproni, 903 nucleotides. The record is from the annotation of a GenBank genome assembly. NCBI's taxonomy places the organism in Eukaryota, Metazoa, Platyhelminthes, Trematoda, Plagiorchiida, Echinostomatidae.
AUGCCGAAAGCAACCUCAAAAGAUGCAGAGUCGUGGAUAAAAGCGAAACUGGUUGACUUGGAGAGUCAAUACCGAAUAACACCAUCGAGACAAAAGUCACUUCUCACUCCCGAGUAUUUAUCCGCUUUAAAAGAAUCAAAGGACAAGUCCGAUUUGGUCAUUUUAAACCCUGAUCUUUAUCAGGAUUCUGGGACUGUCCUGAUGGACCGUGCAGAUUACCAACGACAGAUGGAAUGUAUCCUCAAUGACCCCAGCAAGUUCUUACGAGAAAAAGCAUACGAUGACCCCAAAGCGCUGGAACGGAAAAUUGCUUCAGAAGUUCAGUUUCUAUUAGAAGGACAGUUCAUCGAUUCGAACACCGCGCGGGGCCUGAAGCCGAGAGGAGCCCAGGUUCCCCAACUUUAUGGCCUGCCGAAACUCCACAAGCCAAGUGUGCCACUCAGACUAAUUCUAUCCAUGACGAACUCACCACAUUACAAAAUGGUGAAAUGGCUGGUUAAGGUGUUAGAACCAGUUCAUAGAUCGAUGGUCAAGCAAACAGUCAAGGGCAGUUUUGAAUUGGUGGAUAUUUUGAACAAGAUCAACAUAGAAGGAAAACACAUGGCUUCCUUCGAUGCUCAAUUUCUGUUCACCAAUGUAUCAGUUCGUGAAGUCAUACAAAUCAUCUGCGAUCAUGUAGAGAAAGAAGAUAUUCCACUGUGUCUACCGGUGUCCGUCCUUGAGCGUCUACUACUGCUCUGCACAACCGACGUGUCUUUCUCUUCUCAAGGAAAUACGUACAGGCAAAUCGAUGGUGUCGCUAUGGGCAGCCCGCUAGGCCCAGUCCUGGCAGACUUGUUCAUGGCACAUUUGGAAGGAAAAGGAACUAAUAUUCUGGGGCGCGCUAUCCUGUACAAAAGAUAA